This is a messenger RNA of Labeo rohita (rohu), 2270 nucleotides long. RefSeq lists its product as uncharacterized. The coding region runs from base 197 to 1735 and encodes 512 amino acids. The transcript is spliced from 7 exons. Lineage: Eukaryota; Metazoa; Chordata; Actinopteri; Cypriniformes; Cyprinidae. The record is from RefSeq and is a predicted model, not a curated record. Gene Ontology annotation, cellular component: membrane.
UUAUUCACAUGAGGGAAACUACAGUUGUGUUUAUGAAGUCAGUGUCUCCUCACGCUCCUUCCGUUCAUCUGCCUCUGAACUGCUGCUCAUCACUAUCACAGAUCUGAGAUUGGUCAGUGGUUCUGACUCAUGCUGUGGAAGAGUGGAGAUCUGUUAUAAUGGCCAGUGGGGAACCGUGUGUGAUGAUGACUGGGACAUGAAUGAUGCUGCUGUGGUGUGCAGACAGUUACAGUGUGGAUCAGCCAUCAGUGCACCUCACAGAGCCGCUUUUGGUCAAGGCAGUGGAUCGAUCUGGCUGGAUGAUGUUGAAUGCUCAGGAAGUGAAGGAACCCUCACACAAUGUUCACAUCAUGGAUUAAGAAAACAUAACUGUAAUCACGGUAAAGAUGCUGGUGUUGUUUGUUCAGGUGAGCUGCAGAUGCCGACCCUUUCCCUGACCUCCACCAAUGCUGUUGUUUCUCGUGGAGAAAAUAUCCAGUUCAGAUGCACAACACCUAAACCAAGAUGCAAUGUUAAUGCUGAAUUCCAGCUCUUCAGAAAUGGUUUAUCUGUAUCCUCCCAGACACAUGUAUCUAGUGUGACUUUCAACCACAAUAUAGACGUCUCACAUCAAGGCAGCUACAGCUGUCAAUACUCCUACCAAAACAACAUCAAGUCACUUUUGAGCAACACUGUUAAUAUCACUGUGGUGGACUUGCAGCAGCCCAGCAUUUCCCACAGUGCUCCUGAUGGACAGUUUGUCGUGGGGUCUCAGGGGCCAGUGAUCACCAGGGGCCACAGUUUCACUAUCAUCUGUUCCACUGAAUCUCAGUAUCCUGGAGGCUCUUUUCACCUGUUCAGAGGCUCAAUCAUCACCAGGAGUGAGUCAGCUGUCAAUCACUCCUCCUCCUUCUCCUUUCCUGAGGCAGAUUAUUCACAUGAGGGAAACUACAGUUGUGUUUAUGAAGUCAGUGUCUCCUCACGCUCCUUCCGUUCUUCUGCCUCUCAACUGCUGCUCAUCACUAUCACAGUGAACUUGCAGCAGCCCAGCAUUUCCCACAGUGCUCCUGAUGGACAGUUUGUUGUGGGGUCUCAGGGGCCAGUGAUCACCAGGGGCCACAGUUUCACUAUCAUCUGUUCCACUGAAUCUCAGUAUCCUGGAGGCUCUUUUCACCUGCUCAGAGGGUCAAACAUCACCAGGAGUGAGUCAGCUGUCAAUCAUUCCUCCUCCUUCUCCUUUCCUGAGGCAGAUUAUUCACAUGAGGGAACAUACAGUUGUGUUUAUGAAGUCAGUGUCUCCUCACGCUCCUUCUGUUCAUCUGCCUCUGAACUGCUGCUCAUCACUAUCACAGCCUCGCUGCUUCCUGUCAUUGGUGCUGCAGUGUCAGCUGUGCUGCUCUUAUUGUCUGUUCUCAUAAUCAUUCUCCUGCUGAAGAGAAGACAAAAGCAAAGGAACAAGGAAACUCAUUCAAAGUGCUCUUUUACUAAAGGUGCAGCUAACACAUAUGCAGGUGCAUCCCAUGAUAACAAAAAUAAAGAAAAUGAUGAGGCUGAUUAUGAAAAUGUAAAACUUCGUAAAAACAUGGAUCAUGAUGACUCUGAAGAUGUUUAUAAAAAUAUGGACUCUAAUCAUUCUAAACAGGAUUAUAAUAAUCCUGAUGACUCUGAAGAGUACUAUGUCAACGUGAAUGAUACAGAAAAUAAAAGUGUGGUAGACAAAUCUGAUGAUAACAUUUAUGAAAGCUAUUGUGAUUAAUGACUGGUCUUGGCCUACCUGAAGGAUAUCACUGGACCUUCGCUGUUGAGAAAAAAAAAAAAAAAAAAAAAAAAAAAGAAUAUGCUGGUUAGGUAUGUUUUGAAAAGGUUUAGUAUGGUUUGAGCUGGCACCACCAUCUCUCAGGACAAUCACAUCGACUCUAUUGCAAAAAAAAACAGCAGAGGUUAUAUUUCCUUCCUUUAUCACACCCAGCCCACUUCCUCUUUGAACUGUUUCUCUGUGGCUGGUGCCCAAAAACAGCCUGACACAAGAACAGCUUUUUCCCUCAGGCCAUAUUCCACAUCUAUACAAAACUUCUCAAAACUGUUCAUCUAUAUAGAGCACAUUUGCAUAACUCCCUCUAUAUUUAUAUUUAUUAUCUUUAUUAUUAGCGUUAUUUCAUUUAAUUUUAUUACCUUAAAUAAUGUCUGCGUAUGUUCCUUGUACUGCAUCUCAAAGCUCUUGUUAUAAAGACAAAUUCUUUGUGUGUGUAAACAUGCUUCGCAAUAAAAUCCCUUUUUGAUUCUGAUUCUAA